UUUCCAGUAGUUACGUGGCAGGGGCUGGACUGCUGCCUAUAUCCUCUGAACUCUGUUAUCGCCUCGGAGCCUGCCAGAUUGUAAUGUGCGGCACUGGAAUGCAAAGGAGUACGCUGAGCGUGUCCUUGGAACAAGCAGCUAUAUUGGCUCGAAGUCACGGACUCCUGCCUAAGUGUAUCAUGCAGGCAACAGACAUCAUGAGAAAACAAGGACCAAGAGUUGAAAUCUCUGCAAAAAAUCUGAAAGUGAUGGAUCAGAUGCCACAGUCUGCACCCCGAAUCUACAAGUUGUGUCAACCCCCUGCAGAUGGAGAUUUAUAGAAGUGAAGGAAACUCCCAUGUCCUGGAAUCACAGAAGCGUUCAGCAGAGAGCGAUGCUUCCUGAGCACUGAUCCUACCUUUUGCCCAUGGUGCUGAGUCCAGAAGAGAGAGGAGGGUUGUGGGUUCUGUGCUUCUAGGCAGUCUGGUGCACUAAAACUGCCUUUCCACGCAUCUCCUGCCUUUUUAUAUAGGCAGGCCUGGUUACCCUGUUUUGCGGUUGGUUGGUUGGUUGGUGCAGGAGUUCUGAAACUGAGGAAUGACUUCUGCCCAGUACCAGGAAGGAUAUCACAGGAGGACAAAACCCUGCGAUAAGGAAUUGAUUGCGGUGCUGACUGGACAUUGUGGACUUAGCAAAUCUAAGUGAAGCACAUCAUCUACCUGUCAUGCUGUUUUAGACUCUCAUCCAGUUUCCUGCACAGUGUUGGCUAGUGGCCUUGAAUAAGAGCCUGACAAACACUCUUUUUAAAAAGAAAAACACACCAACUUGCACUUUGAAAUUGUGAAUAGCACACAUCUCUGGUUUGUUCAAAGGAUUUCUCCUGGAGCCAUUUUCCACUUCAGCCCAGUAUGAACCAGACUCUACUCCGCAGAGUGCACAUUCCAUAGGACUUUCUACGAGAAUUUCCUUUUAACUUUUACUGUAAAGUUCAGGGUUUGCAAUUAACACUUUUUACUAAUGGUCCAUUAUGUAUUCUGGAAAUACAACAAUAUUUUACAAGGGAGAUUUAGCAAUGAAGGAUUCUUUCUGAAAUGGAAAGAUAUGAUGAAAGGGGAAGCAACCACAGCUCUGUUUUCCAGUAAUUUGAACAGCUGAGCAUUUUUGAAGCAAGGACAAAACUAUACUUAUUUAUGUGGAAUGGAGUAUCUGUUUUGGAACUAUUUCCUUAUAUACAAGGUUUAAAUUUAAGAAGUAUUUGUUUCAAAUGGGGCCAAUAAUGCUGGCAGAUACGUAGUAGAUCUCAGUUCACUGAAAAUAUUGUUACGUUAUUUAAAACCUUGCAGUAUUUAAGUAGUCUUUAAUACAUUUUUUUAAAGAAAAGAAAAGAAAAUAGAUUACAGUGGGUUGUAAGUUAAAAUGAAAUCAUGGUUGUGUAUAUAAUGUACUUUAUUUUUCCCUGUUUUAGAAUUGUUUUCUGUUUGAUCAGUAUUAUCAUUAGCAGAGUAAUUUGCUUCCAAAUUACUUGCCACAAUGUAAUGAAAAAUAUCAGCAAUCUCAGGCCAGAAGUAACAUUAUUUUGGAGUGAGUGCCUUAAAUGAAUCAUCCAUGUUGACCCAGAUACAAAAAAUUAAGGGGCAUAAAGACAAAACUAACAUUCUUCUAUAUCAUAAUAGACUAAAAAGCCAUAGUCUCCUCUGAAAUGCUUUUCGUUGGGCAUGCAUGGAAGUUCCUUAGAGUGGCUUCUGUUUCUAGCACACAGAACAGGGAUAUUUUGAUUUUGGCUUAAAAUAGGGCAUUUAAUAAACUCCAAUGUUUCCUAACA
This is a messenger RNA of Podarcis muralis (Common wall lizard), 1801 nucleotides long. NCBI's taxonomy places the organism in Eukaryota, Metazoa, Chordata, Lepidosauria, Squamata, Lacertidae. The record is from RefSeq and is a predicted model, not a curated record.